Brassica napus (rape) is the source of this 1817-nucleotide messenger RNA. RefSeq names its product protein PHR1-LIKE 1. The record is from RefSeq and is a predicted model, not a curated record. The transcript is spliced from 8 exons. Lineage: Eukaryota; Viridiplantae; Streptophyta; Magnoliopsida; Brassicales; Brassicaceae. Bases 297 to 1550 code for a protein of 417 amino acids. Gene Ontology annotation, molecular function: DNA binding; DNA-binding transcription factor activity.
AGUGGAUUCCGACAAGAAAGUAACCUCACGCGUUAUUACACAGCGCGUAAGUGAACGACGGAUGAUCCCCUUUUGUUUAAGAAACAGAGCCACCACCACCACCACCACAUCCUUGGACGAAAAAAUUAAAAAAAACAGCCGGAAAAUAAAAAUCACCGUCAACAUACAAAACAACAAGACGACUUCUCCGAUUAAUUUUAAUCGUUUAGUAGAUUCGAUUCGAUUUCGCACGUCUCCUACCGUUUCAAUGAACUGCUAGAUUCUGCCAACUUAAAUUCAUUUAGGUCAGGACAACAAUGGAAGCUCGUCCGGUUCAGAGAUCAGGUUCCAGGGAGCUAAGUAACCUAACUCGCACUUCUUCAAUUCCAUCUACACCAAACCCUUCUUCAGCAGCAGCAGCAGAAGUUGCUUUCAUGAGAUCAGAGAACAACAACAACAACACUCAGUUCAUGUCUAAGCCGUUAGGAGGACAAAACUACCAUUUGUUGGCCUCAAGUAACGGUGGAGCUGUUGGACAUAUAUGCUCUUCCUCAUCCUCUGGUUUCUCUACCAAUCUCCAUUACUCUUCUAUGGAGAAGCACUACGCAAGUAGCAGCAGUAAUGCCGCUGCUGCUGCUGCGUUGAGGGAUGAUAGUUCUUGGUGCAGUGAUUCACUGCAUGGAGGGUUUCUUGAUUUUCCUGAAAACCACCACCAGGCCAGCCAGAUUGAGGACGGUGGUGGCAUUGGCGCGGCGUUUGAUGACAUUCAGAAACGGAACGAUUGGCAUGAGUGGGCUGACCAUUUGAUCACCGAUGAAGAUCCUUUGCUAUCUACUAACUGGAACGAUCUCUUGCUUGAGACAAGCUCCCAAUCAGACUCAAAGGACCAGAAAACUCUGCAAGUUCAACCGCAACCGCAGAUUGUUCAGCAGCAGCAACCUUCUCCUUCUGUGUCUGUGGAGUUGCGGCCUGUCAGCACAACAUCUUCAAACAGUAAUAACGGAAAUGGCAAGGCACGUAUGCGUUGGACGCCAGAGCUUCACGAGGCGUUUGUUGAAGCUGUUAACAGUCUUGGUGGCAGUGAAAGAGCUACUCCUAAAGGUGUGCUUAAGAAAAUGAAAGUUGAAGGGUUGACUAUAUAUCAUGUCAAAAGCCAUCUGCAGAAAUAUAGGACGGCUAGAUAUAGGCCAGAACCAUCAGAAACUGGUUCGUCUGAGAAGAAGUUGACACCACUUGAACACAUAACAUCUCUUGACUUGAAAGGAGGGAUGGGUAUCACCGAGGCUCUGCGACUUCAGAUGGAAGUACAGAAGCAACUCCAUGAACAGCUCGAGAUUCAAAGAAACCUGCAACUCCGAAUAGAAGAACAAGGCAAGUACCUACAAAUGAUGUUCGAGAAACAAAACUCUGGUCUCAGCAAAGGCACAGCCUCAACGUCAGAUUCACCAUCCAAAUCCGAACAAGAAGACAAGAAAAUCUCUGAUUCAAAGGACCACCUCACACCAGAGGAAACCGGCAAAUGCAAAGAGCCAGAAUCUCCACAGCCAAAGCGCCACAAAACCGAUAACUGAGAGUUUAACAGAGCGGGAGACUUGAAGACUUCUCUCUCUCUACUGUUUAGCUAUUUUUCUGAUGGAAGACUCUCUCAACAAACAACAGAUCCUCAAAGAAGAAACCAAAAACAAAUAAGAGUUCGUUUGGGAGAAUCUUCAUCAUCAUUCGAAUGUAAUCUUAAAUGCAAUGCUUAACUCAUCAUUAGUUUACAGAUACAGAUUCUGUCUGAAUAUUUUCAGAAUAUUAAACUUAUAUCUGGCUUACAAUGACACUUGACCACAACC